UCAUUCUGGGUCGGGUUGUCGUGCCGUGUGGUAAAGAGUAAUAAACACGUUGCAUUAUUUUAGUGACGCCCAAAUAUAGAACUACGUUGACCUGACAAUGACUUGACCUAAUAAAAGUUCCUAAAUCAGACAGGCUAUAAAUAUCCCUAAGUUGAACUACAACUAGCUUCACAUAGCCUCCUACGAUAUAUCGGCUUUCUUCUCCCAUACUGCGCAGCAAUGUCUGAGAAGAAACAACAGCACAUCGUAAUGCUGCCUUUCAUGGCGAAAGGCCACUUGAUCCCCUUCCUCAACCUCGCUCGCUUCAUCGAAAAGCUGAAACCCUACUGCUCCAUCUCCAUCGCCACCACCCCUCUCAACAUCCAGUCCCUCCGCUCCUCUGUCCCUUCCACCUCCUCCAUCCACUUCGCUCCACUCCCCUUCUCCCCCACCGAUCACGGCCUCCCUCCCGAUACCGAGAACAGCUCCUCCAUCUCCCAUAUCGACUCCCUCCCUCUCCUCAUGUUCGCGUCCGAAACCCUAGCACCGGAUUUCGAUAAACUCCUCUCCGAUCUCACUACCCUCCAUCGCAGCCCCCCUCUCCUCAUCAUCGCCGACGCCUUCGCAGGCUGGUCCCUCCCCAUUGCCCGCAACCGCGGAAUCCCUUACUUCGCAUUUACCACUAGCGGAGGAUUUGGCACCGCCGCCUUUACGUCCCUCUGGCUACACCUACCCCACAGACUCACAGACUCCGAUACCUUCCAUGUCCCCGGCUUUCCCGACCAUUUUCGUCUUGAUCGAUCCCAGAUGUCGCACUACAUGAGCGCCGCCGAUGGAUCUGAUGACUGGUCUGUCUUCCUCCGACGCCAGAUUAAUUUAUAUUUGAAAUCGGACGCUCUGCUCUGCAACACGGUGGAGGAAAUCGAACCCACUGGGGUCCAUUUACUCCGACGGAUCACCGGACUCCAUGUAUUAACCGUUGGGAUCGGCAGGGAAGUUGGGAUGGAGGUCGAUCCUUGCAUCGAAUGGCUUGAAUCUCAUCGUCCGGCUUCGGUGCUCUACAUCUCGUUCGGAUCGCAGAACACUAUCGGAGCGUCGCAGAUGAUGGCGCUAGCGGAAGGGCUGGAGGCGAGCGGUCUGGCGUUCAUCUGGGUUGUCCGGCCGCCGCUCGGAUUCGACAUGAAUGGAGAGUUUGAAGCAGACAGGUGGCUACCAGACGGUUUUGAGGCUAGAAUGGCGGAGAAACGGCGGGGAUUGGUGGUGCGCAGAUGGGCACCGCAGAUUGGAAUAUUGUCGCAUAAGGCGACGGGGGGAUUUAUGAGCCAUUGCGGGUGGAAUUCGGUGAUGGAGAGUUUGAGCAGAGGGGUGCCGGUGAUCGGAUGGCCGGUGUCUUCAGAGCAGUUUUAUAACUCGAUGAUGAUGGUGGCGGAGAUGCGGGUGGGAAUGGAGAUGGCGAGGGGGGCGAUGGGGGAGGUGAAUGCGAAGAAGGUGGAGAGAGUGGUGAGGAUGGUGAUGGAGGGGGAGAAGGGGAAUGCCAUGAGGAAUAGGGCGGCGAGGUGUGGGGAGAUGAUUAGGUCUGCGAUGGAGGAAGAAGGGAAGAAGAAGGGGUCUUCGGUUAGGGCGAUUGAUGAGGUUUUUGAGUUGGCCAUGCGAAAAAGCUUAGAGAUGAAUUAGGGUUUUUAGGAGAUACAGAAUAAUGGAGAUAAUUAGUUUUAUUGAUAGUGGCAUGAUGAAAAAUAAUUAUCAUGAGUUACUAAACUUCUUUUAUGAUGAAGCUUCAA
This is a messenger RNA of Dendrobium catenatum, 1760 nucleotides long. RefSeq names its product crocetin glucosyltransferase 3. Gene Ontology annotation, molecular function: UDP-glycosyltransferase activity. NCBI's taxonomy places the organism in Eukaryota, Viridiplantae, Streptophyta, Magnoliopsida, Asparagales, Orchidaceae. The record is from RefSeq and is a predicted model, not a curated record. The transcript has a single exon. The coding region runs from base 220 to 1653 and encodes 477 amino acids.